AUGUUCAGCAGCGUGUCGGGUCGAAUCCAACACGAGCGGGACCGGGCCGAGGGCCUGGGCUCGGUCCAGCAGGCGGUCCAGUACCAGAACCAGGACUUCUGGGCCCUGAGGGAGGAGUGCCUGCAGAACGGAACCGUCUUCCUGGACCCGCUCUUCCCGGCAGAACCCGGCUCUCUGGGCUUCAAGGAGCUGGGCCCACUCAGCGCCAAGACCCGGGGCGUGGAGUGGCGCCGGCCCACGGAGCUGUCGGCGGAGCCGCGGUUCAUUGUGGGCGGAGCCACGAGGACCGACAUCUGCCAGGGGGCGCUGGGCGACUGCUGGCUGCUGGCUGCUAUCGGAUCUCUGACUCUCAACCAGCAGCUGCUUCAUCGGGUGGUUCCUCAUGGCCAGGACUUCAGCCACCUGUACGCCGGCAUCUUUCACUUCCAGUUCUGGCAGUUUGGCAAGUGGGUGGACGUGGUGAUUGACGACCGGCUGCCGGUUAAAGAUGGAGAGCUGCUGUUCGUCCAUUCAGCUGAGGGAAGCGAGUUCUGGAGCGCCCUGCUGGAAAAGGCCUACGCCAAGCUGAAUGGCUCGUAUGAGGCCUUGUCCGGCGGCAGCACCACUGAAGGUUUUGAGGACUUUACUGGAGGCGUGGCGGAGAUGUAUGAGCUGAAAAAAGCUCCCAGAGAUCUCUACCGGAUCAUCGGCAAAGCUCUGGAGAGAGGAUCGCUGCUGGGAUGCUCCAUAGAUAUCACCAGUGCCUUUGACAUGGAGGCCGUUACCUUCAAGAAGCUGGUGAAAGGCCACGCCUACUCAGUGACUGGUGUCAGACAGCUGGAGUACCGUGGGCGGCAGGAGCGUCUGAUCCGGAUCAGGAACCCCUGGGGUCAGGUGGAGUGGACCGGCGCCUGGAGCGACAGCUCCUCAGAGUGGAACGCCAUUGAUUCUGCAGAAAAGGAUGAGAUGCUGUGUAAGAUGGAGGAUGGAGAGUUCUGGAUGUCCUUCCAGGAGUUUCUGCAUCAGUUCUCACGUCUGGAGAUUUGCAACCUGACUCCAGAUGCACUGAGUCAGGAUGCCACCAGCUUCUGGACCACCGUGACGUACGAGGGCAGCUGGAGGAAAGGAAGCACAGCUGGAGGCUGCAGGAACCACCCCAACACCUUCUGGAUCAACCCUCAGUACAAGAUCACUCUUCUAGAGGAGGACGAUGACCCUGAGGAUGACCAGGCCGCCUGCAGCUUCCUGGUGGCUCUGAUGCAGAAGGACCGCCGCCAGUUCCGCCGCCACGACGAGGACAUGCACACCAUCGGCUUCGCCAUCUAUGAGAUUCCCAAGGAGUUCCGAGGUUCUGCAGGUGUCCACAUGAAGAAGGACUUCUUCCUGCGCCACUCCUCCUGCGCUCGCUCUGAAAGCUUCAUCAACCUGCGGGAGGUGAGCUCCAGGUUCCGCCUCCCGCCCGGAGAGUACCUGAUCGUCCCGUCUACGUUUGAGCCCUCAAAGGAGGCAGACUUUGUCCUCAGGGUUUUCACUGAGAAACAGUCCGAGACCGAGGACAUGGACGAUGUGUUGGUGGCCAACCUGGAUGAGGAGGAGGAAAUCUCUGAGGGUGACAUUGACGACUCCUUUAGGUCCUUGUUUGCUCAGCUGUCCGGAGAAGACAUGGAGAUCUCAGUGCGGGAGCUCAGAACCGUCCUCAACAGGGUCGUCUCCAAACACAGAGACCUGCAGACGGAUGGAUUCAGCAUGGAGUCCUGCCGGGCCAUGGUCAGCCUUAUGGACAAAGACGGCAGCGCUCGGCUCGGUCUGCUGGAGUUUCAGAUCCUUUGGAACAAGAUUAGGAAGUGGCUGGUGAGUCAGGCUGGUUCUGACCCAGACGGGUCAGGGUUAAGAACCUGCUGGGUCCAGUUUAGGUUUUCAGGAGAUUAUGUUGUGUUCCAGGGGAUCUUCAGAGAGUUUGAUCUGGAUAAGUCCGGCUGCAUGAACUCUUAUGAGAUGCGUCUGGCGCUGGAAAACGGCGGGUUCAAACUGAACAACAAGCUGUAUCAGAUGUUGAUCGCUCGAUACGCCGACAAUGAAAUCAUCGACUUCGACAACUUCACCUGCUGCCUGGUCAAACUGGAGACCAUGUUCAGAAUCUUCCAGGGCCUGGACAGAGACGGGACUGGAACUGUGGAGAUGAACCUCAUGGAGUGGCUCUUUGUGACCAUGUGUGGCUGAAACCCAGAGCGCCCCCAAGAGGACAGAUGAGAGCAAAACACCCAGACUGAGAAGAUGCUGCUGCUCCACUGAGCUACAAAAUGUCCACAAUACUACAGAGUCACUAUCAUAAUCAUAAUAAUUAUAUAAUAAUUACUGGAUAGGACAGCAAGGCCACAGUGUUGAGCCUCAGUCUGAUUUUAAGUGUAUUUAUUAUAUUAAUUAGUAUUUACCUGUUAAUUAUCAUAACCUUCACUAACAUGCAUGAAUCCACCAAGCUCAGCUUAACCUGAGAGGACUCACCUGGUCAGGUGAGACGACCAGGACGUCCAUCAGCAUUCUCUCAUUGGGUACUCAGAACUGGUUCUGGUUCUGGUUCUGGUGUUCAGCUGCAGUCAGAAGUCAUUCACUAUGAUCAGCUGCUUUCAUUUCAGAAGUUAUUUAAUAAAACGGAUUAUUUAAGAAAGUUUCAAACUCAAAUUGAGAACACACAUUCAUUCAUCCACACAUUCAUUCAUCCAUUCAUUCAUUCAUUCAUUUCUACUGACCUGCAGCUGGGCUCCACCGGGUCAUCUAACCCAGAACCGACCAACAGUCCUGCUGUUCCUGAGCUCUUCCUCCCUCCUGCUGUACCACUUUGACCUGAUAGAGGGCGCUGCAGCUCCUCAGUAUUUAUGCCUGUGAGAACCUGCUCAGGGUUUAUUGAACCCACAGCUUUAAUAAAGUGAAGCAGAUCAGCUGA
Messenger RNA from Xiphophorus couchianus (Monterrey platyfish), 2920 nucleotides. Its product is annotated as calpain-1 catalytic subunit-like. The transcript has 20 exons. The coding region runs from base 1 to 2199 and encodes 732 amino acids. Gene Ontology annotation, molecular function: calcium-dependent cysteine-type endopeptidase activity; calcium ion binding. The record is from RefSeq and is a predicted model, not a curated record. NCBI's taxonomy places the organism in Eukaryota, Metazoa, Chordata, Actinopteri, Cyprinodontiformes, Poeciliidae. Gene Ontology annotation, cellular component: calpain complex; cytoplasm. Gene Ontology annotation, biological process: proteolysis.